Messenger RNA from Entelurus aequoreus (snake pipefish), 1391 nucleotides. It is a transcript of the gene pdcl3, whose product is annotated as phosducin-like 3. Gene Ontology annotation, biological process: positive regulation of gene expression; angiogenesis; protein folding. The record is from RefSeq and is a predicted model, not a curated record. The coding region runs from base 153 to 866 and encodes 237 amino acids. The transcript is spliced from 6 exons. NCBI's taxonomy places the organism in Eukaryota, Metazoa, Chordata, Actinopteri, Syngnathiformes, Syngnathidae. Gene Ontology annotation, cellular component: cytoplasm.
UUGUUUCUGGCCGGACUCUGUACGUGUGCGCGCUCCUUCUGCUUCCUGUUUCUGUGAGAGGAGAAGUGUGCUUCCUGUCGGACACUAACUUCUUCUGUUGGACACUAACUUCUUCUUCUGUGGGACACUAAGUUAUUCUUCUGUGGGACAAAAUGCAGGACCCAAACGAGGACACGGAGUGGAAUGACAUCCUGAGGAAGAAAGGCAUUCUUCCGCCUAAAGAGGAAAGCCCACAAGACGACGAGGAAGAACAACAACAUCAGUCUGUCGUGCAAAGUUACGAGGACAUGACGCUGGAGGAGCUGCACGACAACCAGGAUGACUUUGAAGAGGACGACGAGGCGGCCAUAGAGAUGUACAGACAGAAGCGUCUGGCGGAGUGGAAGGCCAGUCAGGCCAAGAACAUCUUCGGGGAGGUGACGGAGAUCUCGGGUCAGGACUACAUCAACGAGGUCAACAAGGCUGGCGAAGGCAUCUGGGUGGUGCUGCACCUCUACAAGCAAGGCAUCCCCCUGUGCUCGCUCAUCAACCAGCACCUCAGCGCUCUGGCCCACAAGUUCCCUCAGACCAAGUUCCUCAAGUCCAUCUCCACCACCUGCAUCGCCAACUACCCCGACCGCAACCUGCCCACGGUCUUCGUCUACCUGGACAACCAGAUCAAGGCGCAGUUCAUCGGGCCGCUGGUCUUUGGCGGCAUGAAGCUCACCUUGGAAGAACUGGAGUGGAGGAUAUCAGAGAGCGGCGCGGUGAAGACGGAGCUGGAGGAGAACCCUCGGAAGCAAAUUGAGGACAAACUGAUGUCGUCCAUCAGGUCCUCGCUGCCCACUCGCAGGACCAGUGAGUCUGAGUCUGAGGAUGAGGACUGACUUUUCUGCCUUACUGAACUGGUCGCCAUGGAAACCUCCUUAAAGGACUGCCAAGGAAACAAUUCAAAGUACAUUAAACUUCUUCUUUGUGUCCAACAUUGGCGUUGUUAGGCCUAUUUUUGGGGGCUCUAGCCCCCCAAAAAUAUUCUUAAGCCCCCUAAAUAAUUUGGUGUUAUAUACAGUAUAUAUAUAUAUAUUUUUUUUUUUUUUUUUUUUUUUACAAAUACAAGUGGCCCGGAUAUGAGUUUAAAUAAAUCAUCAUAUAACCUGACAUGUUUCCCCUCACUUCAUAGCCCGAUCCAUUCCACUUGUUCAUAUAGAAAAUGCCCACAUCACUCAGUCCGCAUUUUCUCUGCGACCUUGCUUGCGGUCCUGCAGGUGUGCAGCUUUGAAGCACACAGCGCUGCAGAACAACAACGUGAACGGAUGCAAAAUGGACAUAAGAAACUUUUCAAGAAAGUAAGUAUUGAUCACUGCUUGUAGUCAAAUGUAUUAGCUCCACUUUACACCAGGAGGUUUGUGUUU